Ascochyta rabiei is the source of this 1014-nucleotide messenger RNA. RefSeq lists its product as uncharacterized. NCBI's taxonomy places the organism in Eukaryota, Fungi, Ascomycota, Dothideomycetes, Pleosporales, Didymellaceae. Bases 1 to 1014 code for a protein of 337 amino acids. The record is from RefSeq and is a predicted model, not a curated record. The transcript is spliced from 2 exons. Gene Ontology annotation, cellular component: cytoplasm.
AUGUCUCUACCUACAGCUCAGUUAGGUCGCAACGGCCCUCAUGUCAACCGUCUGGGAUUUGGCCUCAUGGGUCUGUCCAUGUUCUACGGCACACCAAAGCCAGACGAAGAGCGCCUUGAGAUCCUUACACAGGCCCACAAACUGGGCGAGCGCUUCUGGGACUCAUCUGACCUGUACGGCGAUAACGAGAUUCUCCUCGGCAAAUGGUUUGCCGCCAACAAGGACAAACGCAACGACAUCUUCCUUGCCACAAAGUUUGCUGUUGACCAGAAGACUUUCCAAACCGACAGCUCACCAGAGCACGCCAAGAAAGCCUGCAGUGCCAGUCUUGAGCGUCUUGGCCUGUCACAGAUCGACCUGUACUAUUGCCACCGUGUCGAUGGAAAGACACCAAUCGAGAAGACUGUUGAAGCCAUGGCCGAGUUGAAAAACGAGAGAAAGAUUAAGUACCUUGGACUGUCAGAAGUGUCGUCUGAUACUUUGCGUCGCGCACAUGCCGUACAUCCCAUCUCCGUCGUGCAAGUCGAGUACUCACCAUUCGCGCUAGAGAUCGAGAGCAAGCAGAUCGAUCUUCUCGCGACUUGUCGGGAGCUGGGCGUCGCAGUCGUCGCCUACUCUCCCCUCUGCCGCGGUAUUCUCAGUGGUGCCCUGAGGUCUCCAGACGAUUUCGCCAAGGACGACUUCCGCAGCCAGAUGCCCCGUUUCAGCGCAGAAAACUUCCCCAAGAACUUGAAGCUUGUUGAUCAGAUCACCGAGUUGGCGAAGAAGAAGGGUGUCGAGUCCAGCCAGUUGACGCUUGCGUGGUUGAUGGCGCAGGGCGACGACAUCUUCCCCAUCCCAGGUACAACGAAGGUCAACAGGCUCAAGGAGAACUUGGGUUCGUUGGAUGUGAAGCUGAGCAAAGAGGAGGAGCAGCACAUCAGGAAGGCCUGUGAAGAGGCGGAUGUCAGUGGUGAGCGCUAUGCUCCACAAAUGAUGGCCCAGUGCUAUGCGGACACUCCAGCUUUGGAAUGA